AGAGGGGAGAAACGCUCGAGGCGAGUUCCUCGCUCGUGUUUACAACUUCGGUCAGUACGUUUUCAAACGUCAGUUGCGUUGGAACGAAUCGAGGAAGCGGAGUCGGUUUGAAAAGCCACUUCGUUAUCAUCGUGUUCACGGACUCGAUGAAUCGUGCACCAAGCGACUUUCGCAAACCGUAGUUCGGUGCUAACAGAGGAAAUUGACAAGCACUAAACCGUGCAAACAUACCGAACAUCAAAAGUUCCGCAACUGAUUGUGUGACUCGCGCAAACGGUCGGACGAUAAGGAGAUAACGCGUACACUUAGUGCGGACACGUUGCGAAAUGGGGAAAUUCGAGCUCCGAGUUAUUCUGAAAACGGCAAACUACAGUUGCCUUCUGCAAUCGUGAAAGUGAACACCGCCUGUCAGACCUCUGCGACUACUUGCGGGGUAAUUAUAUACAAUUAAACUAAUUGCCGAAAAGCCAGAUCUGGUUAAACAACAGCUGUUACAUAGUGAACGGUAUCGCAAUUGCUGUAAAUCAAAAAAAAAAAAAACAGAUACGUCAGAAAACAGUUGGAAAGUGCCGCUUAGCUGACAGUUCGGAAUUAUAAUCGUGAUUUACGGUACGUUAUACGUACAUCAAAGUUGAAGUGCGUCAUUGACAUAUCUCGCGGCCGCAAACGUCGUCGUUAGUCGCGUUAACUUAUCGUUACCGGUAUACGCAUUCAAUCCGCGCCACUGCCUCGCCGAGGUUCAGAAACAGCCAGACGAUGCUGCAAUCACGGAUGACGAACCAAUCGAAGAAAAACUUUUCAGAUGACCCCGGGGUCCAGAUCGAUUCGGGGUUCUUGUCGGGCCAGAACAUCACCGUCCUGCAAUCGGAGCAGGAACAACCUGCCGAUCUCAGGCUCCACGCCGAUCGGGAACACUCCGAGGUCUCGUCCUGGAAGAUCCAGCCCGACGUAGAUAUGAGAGUCGACAGCGGGAUCGUCGAGGCUGGUCUGAGCGAUACCAUGAGCCAACUCACCUUGACACACGUGACGAUAAACCACCUCAGAGGAAAGGUUCAGGCCGAACCAACCGACCAAUUGGCCCCGGUUACCGGUCGCAGAUUUUCGCAUCAUUCUUCGCCGGUUGACGAAGACUCCUACCUUGAACAAGCCCAGCAGCUUUGGAAGCUCUACUACUCGCAGGACGAGGAUGGCGACACACAGCUACACAUCGCCAUCGUCCAGGGUUUCCACGAGGUCGCAAUGAGCCUGAUAAGAAUGUCGCCUCAUCCCUCGCUCUUCGACUGCUUGAACAGCAAGCGCCAGGCGCCGUUGCACCUCGCUGUUUACACCCACCAGCCGAGCAUAGUGAGGCGACUAAUUUUGGCGGGAGCCGAUGCGAGCCUCAGAAAUUCAGACGGAAACACGGCGCUCCAUCUCGCCGCAGCAUCCGGGGACUUGGCCUGCGCCAGGGCGCUGACCGAGCCGAUAUCGUCCUGCGAAAGGAUGUACCUGACGCCCGGAAGGCAGGCGCCAGCGAUCCCUCAGGACCUCGAGCAGCGGAAUUACGAAGGAGAAACCUGCCUCCACGCUGCAGUCGUCGCAGGAAAUACGGAAGUCGUACGAUUGCUGAUCAGCGUCGGUGCGGAUCUCGAGGCUAAGGAGAGGCUGGGAGGAAGGACAGCUCUUCACCUGGCCAUCGAAUGCCGGAGAAAAGGUGUCACCAGCUUACUGUUGCAAGAGUGUAAUCCCCAGCUGGACGCCCUGACCUACGGAGGUGUUACCGCGUACGAAAUCGCAGCCGCAUGGGACACGCAGUUGGCAAAGGAACUCGGAAGGAGACUCGGUGCGACGAGUUCGCGCACCGCGGAUUUCAAGAACAACGACAAGCUUGCAAAAAUUCCCCAACUCUGGCAGAGUGUCGGAUUACGUGCCUAGGCGAGACGUGAAAUUUCAAUUCGCGUUUCAUCCAUUUUCCGUCGAACAUACCCAAACCGACGAAGCCGAUGAUCAAGAGUAAAUAAACGAACGGGCGAUUCAAUGGAACAACCGAAGUUUAUCCGACCAAGCGAAUCGCGUCCUGUGCAAAAGGAUAAAGAAAACGGGAGCUGGAUGUCACAAUUUGCUGCAUGUACGACGCACCAGCGUGACUUGUAACCUUCAGGUUCGAGAUGACGGAUGAAGAAACGUUUUCCGGUAUAACCACGGAGUAUUGAUUCUUGGGGUGAGAUAAAGAAAAAAAAAAAAGAACAAAAAAUAGAGAAACGAUGGAUGAUCCGAGGAACGUGCAGCGAUGCCCGAUUCUCACCGAUAUUGUAUAUUGGACGUGUUGAUGUAUAUAUUAUAGAUAGGUAUAUGAGCUAUAUGAACAUGUACACUGGUUACAAUUAGUUAAAAAUUUUCAUGUAUAUAUAUAUACUAUAUAUAUAUAUACUUAAAAAAUAUUUUAUAUUUAUAUUUACAUGUUACAUAUACGUGUAUAUUUGAACAUAGGUAUAUGUUAUAUUAUGUACGUAUGGAUGUACAUGACGGAGACUGUGAAUGGGACGACUUCUCACGUCGACUUAUGUAUUAAUAAUUUUCUUAAUUAUACCAGAAUCGCAAAUUAGACUGUAACAGUGGUGAAGAAAUAGCCCAACGAAGAAGAAAAAAAAAAAAUACCCCGCAUGUGUAAAUAUCGUCAUUCCUUGUUAAAACUGCAUGUGUAAACGUGCCGUCGUUGCGAAUCGCGAGUAAGUGACAGGAUAAUGUCAAUGUCAUUCUCGUGAUAAAAUUAGCGUUUAUACAUUUUAAUAUAAAAAAUAAACCAACGAUUAUAAACCAAGA
Neodiprion virginianus is the source of this 2802-nucleotide messenger RNA. RefSeq names its product NF-kappa-B inhibitor cactus-like. NCBI's taxonomy places the organism in Eukaryota, Metazoa, Arthropoda, Insecta, Hymenoptera, Diprionidae. Gene Ontology annotation, molecular function: protein binding. The coding region runs from base 757 to 1914 and encodes 385 amino acids. The transcript has 3 exons. The record is from RefSeq and is a predicted model, not a curated record.